Molecule: messenger RNA, 1314 nt
Organism: Anopheles bellator
Lineage: Eukaryota; Metazoa; Arthropoda; Insecta; Diptera; Culicidae
Product: esterase AGAP003155
Exons: 2
Coding region: 93-869 (258 amino acids)
Biological process (GO): response to retinoic acid
Cellular component (GO): nucleus; cytoplasm
Source: RefSeq, a predicted model, not a curated record
AUCAAAAAUAGUACGGUGAGCCAAGCAUUCUCUGCUCCACGCCAAAGAUAAUCCAAUCAGGCGUUCUGGGACACCGCACUCGUCUGCAAAAAAUGUCGGGAAAAGCAGAAUCUGAACCAGAUGGGUUGAAACUGAAGGUGCUAGCUCUACACGGAUACCGGCAAAACGGGGACAGUUUCCGUUCCAAAUUGGGAUCAUUUCGGAAGCAAGUCAACAAGUACGUCGAGCUUGUGUUCCUAUCUGCACCGCACAUAGCAGCACCGCUUGAGGACGGAGGUGAGCAGGACCCAGCGCAACGAAGUUGGUGGUUCAACAAGGAUGACCGGACGUUCAAGGGAACGAAUCAGGGCGGUCCGGCGUACGGGUUCGACGAAAGCCUGAAGCUGGUGGAAAAAACGUGGGAAGCGGAGGGUUGCCAUGGCUUGCUAGGUUUCUCUCAGGGCGCCUGCUUUGCCGGGUUACUGUGUGAUUUGAGCGCUAGAGGCAUGACCACGGUAAAGCCACAGUUUGCCAUCCUGUCAUCCGGCUUUCGUUCUGGUAGUUUGGUGCAUUUGAACUAUUACGAAAGCAAAAUACAGCUUCCGUCGCUGCAUAUUUUCGGUGAAACAGAUGAAAUCAUAACGAAAGACAUGAGUGUCGCGCUUUCGGAUACCUUCUUGGAGCCACUAGUUGUGACUCAUGCCGGUGGGCAUUAUUUUCCGGCGCAGGCGACUAUGAAGCAAACGUAUGUCGAUUUCUUUCGCGACCAGCUACAGUUGCAUUUAGAAGCCAAAGAAAUAGCGAAUGCCACGGAGGAGAACAGUUUCCACGUUGACCAGCAUCACGAGCCAGAGGGUAACCGAGAGGCGGAUGAUUCGGAUUCUGAGUAAGGUAUCAGAGCUGCGUCGUAGACUAUUGGGACUUUAGUUUCAUUUUCCAUAAUUUAAUUACUCAAAACCGUACGAAUAAAAUUACCCGAAGAAUAGAAAGAAAAUAAAGAGUCGGAGACAAGGAUUGGGGGGAACAUCCUCCUUGUCCGUACCGAAUGUGAAAGGAUGUCUCUAAUCUUACGUUGCUCAGGAUGACAAAUUGCCGUUUAGUGGGCGGAACUUGCGGAAGUUGUUAUAACAUGCCCGAGAGGGUUCAUGUUACGUAGUAUUUGAUGUGGUAGCGAUAGGAGAUAGAAACAAACAAACAAAAAGCCUACAUCUGUGCCUCUCCUUCCUUAAUUGGAGGGCCGCCCGGUGCCUCAAACAAGCUGAUCCUGACCAUUGGCGGUGUCCUGGUUUUUCAUCACAUCCGGUAGAUCCGGCGGCAGCGAGUAAGGUGUCAGUU